AAUCCACGCAUCUCCUCCUUUUCGCUCGUAUAAGAUUGCUUUCCGCGCACUCUCACUUCCCUUUUGGUCCUUCAUUGUUGUCAAGAUUCUUCGUCGUGCUGUGGGCUCGAACCUUUGAGCGUUCCUUUCUUCUCCACCUUCGCCUCACAGCGUCCUCUCCUUCAGGGAAUUCCCUUCAACAGCAAUAUCCUUCCUUUUGUUUCGACAAGUCAGGCGUCUUCCGCGGUCGGGCUUGGUCAACUCUCCUUCUCAGACGCGCUUUGUUAUUCGAAGAACGAUCGUAUCCUUCCUUUCACGAUGCAGCUUAUCACUAGCCUCGCGGUUCUCGCAUCCGCUUUCACCUCGGUGAACGCCCUCGGCAGCGCCAUCAUCAACAACAACUGCGCAUUCCCCGUCUACAUGUGGGCCGUGGACGCCGAACGCAAUCCAAGCCAGCCGACCGUCAUCGCCGCAGGUGGCUCGUACUCGGAGCAAUAUCACGUUCUCUCGUCCGGCGGUGUCUCUCUCAAGCUGUCAACCAGCACCUCCAGCGAAUACAUCACUCAGUUCGAAUACACUGUCCAAUCCUUCGCCUCGCAACCAUUUGUCUGGUAUGACGGCUCCGACGUCAACUGCUCCGGCUCCAACUGCCCAUUCUACAACUACGGCAUCAACCUCAAGACGACCAACCCGUCAUGCCCUACGCGUGAUUGCCCCGUAGGCCAGCCUUGUACAGGUUUCUACCUCUACUACAAUGACGACGUCAAUUCCCUCUCAUGCGACGACUCCGCUGAUACCAUCAUGACCCUCUGCAGCGUAAACACUGGUGCCAGCAACGCCGCCAGCUCCCCACAGCAGAAGGCUGCCGCCGCGGCAACCACCACCUCCAAAGCACCAAUCAUCAACGAGGCGGUCAUGACCACCUUCACCACCGCCUACGUAGCACCAACCAAGCGCGCCGUGGAACCAGUUCACCAUGGUCACAUGCACUUCCACCAGCGUGCCGCGCAGGAGUAGAUUGUUAGACAAUGAUGGUGCUGUUGUCGGCAAUGUAAAUAAAAUGAAAAGCAAAAACAAUUCGUCCGCGCCUUCAUUUAGUGCGCUGUUCAAACCAAUUCAAUUCUCAACCCCUCUUUUUUUCAUGGGUCUUUACCGCAUCCAUCGAACAUCUGCUUCCACACAAACUCUCUGUCUGGACGGAGUCAUGUUAUGGCUGCCCGUGGUGGUGCCCGAACAUACGAUACCUUAUAGACGACCUGGUGUUGGGCUUUGCUAUUUCAUUUUGUUUGCCCUCGAAUCAGGGUUCUUGAAGCUCUCAACGGUGUUUGUAGGCAAAGGGACAAUGUGGACACAGAUACCCCCACACAUGUGGCGCUAUCCUUGGGUGACUUUAUCUGGGUCGACUUCUCACCGUUGUGCUUGUUACUUCAACAUUGCUAUCGAAUCCUACAAGGGUUGUUAUCUUGUAUACAACUUCUCGGUCGUUUGUCAAUCAGAUGGCAGUUCCCUCAUCACUUUGAUCAAGUCUUUUCUUGCCUUAUGAAUCCCCUCACGAUGCUAUGAUUUGAUCGUUGCGCGAAGUCUCGGUGGUGUUUGACUUCGUGUGGAUUGGUGUGUACAUGCAUAUCUAUAACCUUCUAGACAAAUCAAACCCCUUUAGAAUCAAUACCUGGUGCUCCA
Verruconis gallopava is the source of this 1659-nucleotide messenger RNA. RefSeq lists its product as uncharacterized. The record is from RefSeq and is a predicted model, not a curated record. The coding region runs from base 298 to 996 and encodes 232 amino acids. The transcript has a single exon. NCBI's taxonomy places the organism in Eukaryota, Fungi, Ascomycota, Dothideomycetes, Venturiales, Sympoventuriaceae.